Molecule: messenger RNA, 1950 nt
Organism: Stereum hirsutum FP-91666 SS1
Lineage: Eukaryota; Fungi; Basidiomycota; Agaricomycetes; Russulales; Stereaceae
Product: Metallo-dependent phosphatase
Exons: 10
Coding region: 1-1950 (649 amino acids)
Cellular component (GO): cytoplasm
Molecular function (GO): phosphoprotein phosphatase activity
Source: RefSeq, a predicted model, not a curated record
AUGUCGCUCUCUUGCAACCGCUUCUUCCGGUUUCUUCGCUCGAUAUUCGUGCCAACCACCACUAUCCUUGCUUUCUCGUGUUUACUUCUCUUCUUCUUUAUUCUCUAUCAACCAACUGACGGUCCCGGUGAUCAAUUGCGUCUCGGAUGGCAAUCUUGGGACUACAUCUCGUCUUCCUCUGAGGCUUCGUACGUAGUACCGGAUGGAACAGAUUGGUGGAAUGUCACUGCACCGGAGGGUGAAGCUGUCGACAGUGCGAGCUUGCCGCUUGAUAUUUGGAAUCCGCUACUUCCGCAUGACACUGGCUUGUCUGAGAUCAUGAUCGUGCGCUGCAUGUUCGCCUCUCAGUGGGCUGAAAUGUGCGCACCCAAGUCGUCGAAAGAAGACGAGGCGAUCAAAGGCAAAUGGGUCCGUGUCGAUCCUGAUCUGAAUAUUCAAUCUGGGAUGUGGCAUCUUAAUGUUUACUACCGCCGCACUCGCCGACUCGAUGUCCGACUCAUCACCAACAUCCAACUACUCCCCACCGACGCACCAGAACCACCGCCUUCCACUCCAGGCUCAACCUGGACCAAAGCCGACCUUUCCAUCCGUGACGGCGUCUACAAGACCGAGCCUCUCUUCCUCUGGUUCGAGACCGGGAAGACAGCAGGCGAAAUGACUGCCGAGGAGAAGCAGAAUUUGAUCACAGAGAUCGACGUGACGUAUGGAGACGGAAAUCCUUGGUUUGGCUUCGAGAAGCUGUCUCCAGCGACGACCGAGAGGCAGGAGGGUCUGCGGGAGAACGUGUGGUUGACGUACAGGAAGGGUGUCAAGGCCGUUCCUCGCGCCCCGCCGUUGCACUUCUCUCGGGAUGGUCGAUUCAAGAUCAUGCAAGUCGCCGAUCUUCACUUUUCAGUCUCAGCAGCACCCUGCCGCGACACGAACAUCAACUGUGAUCCUGGAGCCUUCAAUGUCACCUCCACUCUCAUAGGCCAAGCCCUCGACAUCGAAAAACCGGACCUCGUUAUCUUCACCGGCGAUCAGCUCAACGGCCAAGGCUCUGCCUGGGAUGCCAAAUCCAUUCUUGCCAAAUUUGCAUACGAAGUCACUUCUCGUCAGAUACCAUGGGCUGCUGUCUUUGGUAACCACGAUGACGAGGACGCUCGUGAGACAGGUUGGAAGAAGGACCAGAUCAAGAUGAUGCAGGCAAUGCCCUACAGUCUCGUGAAGGCGGGACCAGAGGAUGUGCAUGGGGAAGGCAACUAUGUCCUCAAGGUUCUCAGUGCGGACGCGAGCAAGACUCACCUUUUGACGAUGUACUUCUUGGACUCGGGGAGUUAUUCGAAGGGCUUCAUCGACUGGUUUGGAUUCUUUACACCAACGGAGUAUGACUGGAUUCACGAGGUACCUUCUAUCAGUCCCAUAGAGCGACCAUUCACGCCUGACGGCACCAGGGAUAUGGGUGACUUGUGGGCUCGUCAAGAUCAGGUCGCUCCCCAGACACGCAAACUCGCAAAGCCGAACGCUCUCAUGUUCUUCCACAUUCCUCUUCAAGAAGCCUACGCCGCACCGGACGUGCACCCCGACACUGGGGCCCUUCUUAAUGUCGGGCUCCAUAGCAUAGAGAACCCCGGGGCUGCGAAGACCAACGGAGGCAUGUUCUCGAAGGGACUGUUACAGGCCACGGAGAGCCCCCACACAGGGAAUCGGGGGAUCCCCGAAGUCAAGGUCGUCGGUAACGGACAUUGUCACAUCACCGAGAACUGUAAGCGUGUAAAUAACGUGUGGCAGUGCUUUGGUGGUGGAGGGUCAUACGCGGGUUACGGUCGCGUUGGGUUCGACCGUCGCUUCCGCAUCUAUGAUAUCUCGGAUUACGGAGAGACGAUCAAGACAUACAAGCGUCUCGCGAGCGACAAGGUCAUGAACGAGAUGGUUCUUGCAGGACGUGGUGCCCCUCCGUACCUGAAAUGA